Molecule: messenger RNA, 5215 nt
Organism: Canis lupus familiaris (dog)
Lineage: Eukaryota; Metazoa; Chordata; Mammalia; Carnivora; Canidae
Gene: HELB
Product: DNA helicase B
Exons: 12
Coding region: 16-3699 (1227 amino acids)
Source: RefSeq, a predicted model, not a curated record
ACUUGGGUCGGAGCUAUGCCCUCACCCCGCCCCUGCUGCGUCUUAGCCCCGCCUCCCGCGGGACCCUCGGAGCGGAGCUUCGCCGCCGCCCCGCCCUUCCGCACGCUCAAGCCGCUGUGGGGGGCGUUUCCGGAACUCUUAGCCCGCGGAGCUGAUUGGCUGAUGGUGGCCGUACGGUGCCCGGGGUUUCCGGGAUCCGAGGAGACCCGCGAGGGGGCCGCCAUGGCUCUGGUGAGGCAGCCCUUGCGCGAGCUGCAGGGACCUCUGCUGCCACCCAAGAACCUGGAGGACGAGGACGAGGACUGUGUGAGGGAGGACGCGGAGGACGAUGAAGACCUGGAGUUCGUGGACGCGGAGGAGCUGUGCGGCGGGGGCGUCAAGGCCGGCACGCUCCCCGGGCGCGUCCGCGUCAUAAUUUCUGAUGAAAACACUCAAGAGCAAUGUAACGUGUUUGGACGUUUUCCGAUAAUGGGUCCUUGGUGGCGAGUGAAGGUGCAAGUGAGACCUAUGGGAUUGAGGAGCUAUCAAGUUCACGGAUUCCCAUCUUACUUUUUACAGUCUGAUAUGUCACCACCAAAUCAAAAAAGUAUCUGUUCCCUGUUUCUUAGAGACUGUAAUUUCUCCAGUGACAAGAUAGAUAAAUUUUUAGCUUGGGUAAAUGCUGUCUCAAGCUAUAAAAACCUCAACUUUGAAAAUCUUAGGGAAAUGCUGAGACUUUUCCAAAAGGAAACUGAAAGGAAAGGUCAAAAACAGUCUACGCAGGAUGGACGGGAAGAGUCUCUACCAGAAAACGAGAUGUGCCUUCCUCUGGAAAACAAAGUUCCAUUUAUAACUGUAAUGACAGCUUUGCAGUUUCCAAAAAUAAUGGAAUUCCUUCCAAUUCUUCUGCCUCGACACUUUAAAUGGCUCAUAAGCUCAGGUUCUAAGGAGCUUUUGGAAAAGAUAGAAGAGAUGUUAGGUACGCAUCCAUGGAAACUUGGGUUUAGUAAAAUAACCUACAUGGAGCUGAAGCUCUUGCAGUGCGAGGCCAGCUGGGCCUCAUUUUGCCAGUGCCAGUCCCUCCUCCAGUCGAUGGCUGAUUUGGAGAAGCAUGCGUUGAUAAUCUACUCCAAACUGAGACACGUAUGUAGGGAGCAAGGGCACACGUGUGUCGAGGAAGCCGACCUAACUUACAGCGUGUCAGACGACAUGUCUUUCCACGACGCUUGGCAGUCUCUGAAGUUUCUGAAGGACAUCGGCGUGGUGACAUACGAGAGGGGCUGUGUCUUUCUUGAUGACCUUUACCGGGCGGAGCAGGGCAUUGCCUCUUCCAUAUGUGACCUGAUGACGAGGCCCCCAUGGCAUUUGCAGGUCGAUGUCAAAAGGGUGCUGGCAGCCCUUCAGGCCACAGGCCCCGAGGGGUCGAGGAGUGGGGAGGCGUUGCAUGGAAGUAUGCCGGGCGCAGUGAGUGCAGAGCAUUCUGUGGCCGUCCCGGGGGGCCAGGACGGGCGCGCAGACACAGGCCCGGCUGGGCUGGAUCCGGCCCAGGUGGCCGCCCUGGAAAUGGUGUGCUCCAAUGCCGUGACUGUGGUGAGCGGCAAGGGGGGCAGUGGCAAGACCAGCAUCGUCAGCCACCUCUUUAAGCACCUGGAGCAGCUGGAGGAAAGUGAGGUAGAGCGGGCUUGCGAGGAUUUUGAACGCGACCAGGACGUGCCACCCGAGUGGGUCAGCUCUGCAGAGCAGGGGCUCCCAAGGCUGGAGCGGGCCGUGGAGGUGCUGCUCACCGCGCCCACCGGCAAGGCCGCUGGCCUGCUACGGCAGAGGACCGGCCUGAGCGCCUAUACGCUGUGUCAGGUCAAUUACAGCUUCUAUUUAUGGGAGAAAAAAAACUCGGCCAAGAACGGUCCAUGGAAGUUUUCUUCGGUGAGAGUUCUGGUUGUGGAUGAAGGGAGUUUGGUAUCUGUCAGAAUCUUCAAAUCAGUUUUAAAGUUAUUGUGUGAGCACUCCAAACUUUCGAAGCUCAUUAUCCUUGGUGAUAUUAGACAGUUACCCAGCAUCGAACCCGGUAACUUGCUGAUAGAUCUUUUUGAAACUCUUAAGUCAAGAAAUUGUGCUAUUGAACUGAAGACAAACCACAGAACAGAAUCUGAGCUAAUUGUGAACAAUGCCACAAGAAUCUCAAGACGCCAAUUUCCAGUAUUUGAUGCAGAACUGAAUAUCUCUGAUAAUCCAACAUUGCCUGUCUCAAUACAAGAUAAAACAUUUAUUUUUAUCAGACUCCCAGAAGAGGAUGUCAACUCUCAGUUAUCAAAAAAUGAUCCUCACUCUCAUUUAUAUUCUGCAGUGAGAACCUUACUCAAAGAAAAUGACCUGCAAGAUGCACAAACAUCACAGUUUAUUGCAUUUAGAAGGCAAGACUGUGAUGUCAUCAACGCCUGCUGUUGCAAGCACUACACGGGCCACCUGUUCAAAGACCAUCGGAAUAGACUUCAGUUUGGAGUUGGCGAUAAGAUUUGUUGUACCAGGAAUGCAUAUCUCUCAGAGUUACUCCCCCAAAAUACCUCUCACAGUCAGGAAGGUAAUGACCGAGAGGCCAGUGGUGAAGACUUUAAUGCCACUCCUCAUGGUUUUGCUAAAAAUAAGCAUGACUUUGAAAGUGAUAUUCGACUCUGCAAUGGAGAAAUAUUUUUUAUAACACAGGAUGUCACCGAUGUAACUUUUGGAAAGAGAAGAUUUUUGACCAUUAAUAAUGCGGCUGGCUUGGAAAUAACUGUGGACUUUGAAAAACUGAUGAAAUAUUGUCACAUAAAACAUGCAUGGGCAAGAACUAUUCAUACUUUUCAGGGGUCUGAGGAGAAGACAGUCGUGUACGUGGUCGGGAAGGCGGGCCGCCAGCACUGGCAGCACGUUUAUACCGCCGUGACCAGGGGCCGUUGCAGAGUGUACAUCAUCGCCGAAGAGUGUCACCUCCGGAGUGCAAUUCUGAAAAACAGUGUUCCCAGGAAAACUCGUUUAAAACAUUUUUUGCAAAACAAGCUCUCCAUGAGCUGUGCGUCUCCAGCAGAGUUUGCACCCCUGUCAAAGGGCUCUGGAGAGAACCAAGGACCGAGCCUGCAGCUAUCGGCCAAGCCACUGCCUCCUGUCCCCACCAACAGCGUGGCACACGGUGUCCCUGAAAGCCAGGCCUCUGUGGCGGAAGACAGGACGUUGGCCUUUCCAGGAGAAUGGAAGUCGUCGGCAUUUGAUGAAGUGGAUACAGAGGAAGACCCAUCAAUACUUCGUGUGUCCAAGAGAGGCUGCGGCCUGAGUGAUGCCGAAAGUCCCAGCAAGAUCCGGAUGGUAGGAGCCACGUUCUUGCCUGCCCCGGGUUUGAGUAUCGUGAACUCCAGCGCACCUAGAACGGGCUGUGUACUUUCCAUCAGUGCUACAGUGUGCCGUGGCACUUCCAGACAUGUCUUCUCUCACCUCUAUCACUGUCCUUUCUCCUGGGCCCUGUCGAGCCUAGCACUGUGCGUCACUGGGCUUGAGGCCAGCCCUCUAGGCGAACUCAGUCUCUGGAUUGUGGGGUGUCGUGUGGGGUGGAACUUGUCAUCUGCACCUCCUUUCUGCUUAUCUUCCUUAUCACCCACCCACCACCCCUUUUUUGGGCCACAGCCUCACUUUAAUAUCCGCUCUCCACCCAAGCAGCUGGUGAAUUUAUUAUCAAUGAUCUCCAAAUGAAGUUCCAAAAGAAGCUUAAGAAUUGCUGUGGGUGUUGUGGGUGCCAGCAGGUAGACUUGUUAUACCGCGUCCUUAGGCUUUCAAGGCUGUGACAAAGAGAAGGGGCCAGGGAGGGAGCCCAGAGGAGAAAGUGCUCCUGUAACCUGCCAAGACCAAGUGCAGUUCUAAAGGGAGAAUUAUAGUAAGCCUCCCACCCCACGUGGAAUGGAGACAGUGCAACAGGUCUCUAAGCGUGCCUGGCAGGCGCAGCGUGUGACAUCUUGGUGUGUUAGGCAGUCACAAGUAUGGAGUAGUGUGGCUGGAGCACAGCGUGCACAUGGAGGUUGAGCUGAGGAUCCUGGAAGGGUUGGGAGGACACAGAGGGGGUUCAAUGUUCUCCUGAAUGUGAUGGAGAACACUAGAUGCAUUUUAAGAGUUCUGUGAAUUGAAACUUGUGAAGGUCACUUUGGAGUUUAGUAGAUUAUGUUUGGGAGGCUGUAGGGGACGAGUUCCUUGCAAGAAGAUUAUUUCGGUAGCUUGAACAGAAUCAUUAGGCUCUGAAGUCAGGUAAUAGUGAUGGGGUUGGAGAAGAGAUGCUUAGGGACUUAGUGGUCAGUUAUAUAUAGGGACGCAGGGCAGGCUGGAGCAUGGGUCUUAGGCUUCCGGCCUUGGCCUCCAGGGAGGAUCCAGGUACCAUUUUUUUUUUUUUUAAGAUUUUAUUUAUUUAUUUAUGAGAGACACAGAGAGAGGCAGAGACACAGGCAGAGGGAGAAGCAGGCUCCAUGCAGGGAGCCUGAUGUGGGACUCGAUCCUGGACCUCGGGGUCACGACCUGAGCCAAAGGCAGAUGUGCAACCACUGAGCCACCCAGGUGCCCCGGAUCCAGUUACCAUUAAUCAGGAUUGGAGAAAGAGGCUGAUGGACAGGUUUUGUAAGGAAAGUGAUAAAAGUUGGCAUAAUGAAAAGAGGAAGUUUCUUUUUUUUCCUUCUUGGAAGUAGUAGGAUCCCUGCCAAUUCUAAGCUUCAUUCUGUGCUCCAGAUAGACUCAUUGAUGUGGAAUUUCCAUCUCAGCAAAACAUCUCAUUCUGAAAUUGAAUGUGUUACCUCUUACAAAGACCCUGGGAUAUAAUAAGGCUUUUGGCCUGGAGCAGAAAAUUCCAGAGUCUUUUUCUAAAAGUUUCUUCCUUUUUAUUUCUUCGCACCAGCAUGGGAUGGGUGGGUUGUGGUUUCUGUGAUGGCACAAAGAGACAGUGACAGCAUUACCCAUCUUCACUGCUGAGCUUGCCAAAGCUUUGAAGCUCUGGCCAAUUCCAACACUACAGAAGGUCUGUGAACCCCAGAUGGCCAGCGCUGGCUGACGUCACUGCACCGUGGCUUCAGCGCAAGCAAAGCUCUCUAACUGGAGAGGAUAAGGGCUCUCACAAGGCUUGCCAAAAGUGCGUGACACCUCCAGAACUCCCUAGAAAUGAGGAAACUAAGAAUUCAAAGCCUCAGGACUGAUGAAUUAGGAAUAAAUUCUGUAUUUCCAUAAUUCUAGA